Molecule: messenger RNA, 1589 nt
Organism: Prinia subflava (tawny-flanked prinia)
Lineage: Eukaryota; Metazoa; Chordata; Aves; Passeriformes; Cisticolidae
Gene: SYT15
Product: synaptotagmin 15
Exons: 8
Coding region: 252-1424 (390 amino acids)
Biological process (GO): synaptic vesicle endocytosis; cellular response to calcium ion; regulation of calcium ion-dependent exocytosis
Cellular component (GO): plasma membrane; exocytic vesicle
Molecular function (GO): calcium ion binding; syntaxin binding; calcium-dependent phospholipid binding
Source: RefSeq, a predicted model, not a curated record
GUGCCAGGGUCUAGAUUCAGUCCAACACAGAUGAAUAGUUGGAAGAACAAACCAAACCAAAAUAACAGUACCUUUCAAAUCAGGUGCUCCUGGGUUCUCUUUUUCUUCCAUUAUGGAAGCUCUAGCACUUCUGCCACACUAAGAACAAGCAGUUGCUGCAGCUGGAGGUAUAAUAGGAGGGAUCCUUUUAUUUGUUCUCCUUGGAAUAACUGCGUAUCUCCUCUGGAAAAAAUUUUGCCACUUCUUUUCUUAUGAAAAGCUCAUCAAUCCUGUCAAAACAACAAAUGCAAAUGCCUUUUUCCAGGAUCAGGCAAAUGCUGAAACUCAACGAAAAAGCACAAGCAGAAGAGUCAACAGGUGCUGUUGUCUUGAGCAGAUCCAGAAGUGUUCCAUUUAUCAUUCCACCAACACUGCAUGGGCGAGACUGGAUCCACCUGACGAAUGAAGAACAGGUUCAGGAAGACAGCGACCCCUGCAUGAGCCCGCAGUGUGGGCCACGGUCAUCCUUUCAUUCUUUGGCUGGAGCUUAUGUUGUCGGGACCAUUAACCCAGACCUGUACAAAUUUCCUGAAGACAAAAGCGAAACAGAUUUUCCUGAUGGCAACAUUGGCCGCCUCUGGUUCUCCAUAGAAUACGAGCAGGAGUCAGAAAGGCUCCUGGUCUCCUUGAUCAAAGUCAGAAAGCUGCAGCCUCCUGCUGAUUCCUGCAGUCCAUUUGUGAAAAUCUACCUGCUGCCUGAUGAAAGAAGCUACCUGCAGUCCAAAACAAAACGUAAAACUCUCAACCCCCAGUUUGAUGAAAACUUUGUUUUCCAGGUUUCCAGUAAAAUGUUGCUCCAAAGGACACUUAAGUUUUUGGUUUAUCAUGUUGAUAAACAGAAGAAGCAUCAUCUCCUAGGCCAAGUUAUCUUCCCACUAAAAAAUGAAACAUUAACUGAAGACAACAAACUAGUCAUAUGGAGAGAUCUGGAGAAAGAAAACUUGGAGCCUCCUUCAGAGCAUGGUGAUAUCCAGUUCUCCCUGAGCUACAAUGACUACCUGGGCCGUCUCACCGUGGUGGUUCUGAGAGCACGGGGAUUAAAGCUCCAGGAGGAGAGCCCUGCUGCUGGUGUGUAUGUCAAAGUCUCACUAAUGAACCACAAUAAAUUCAUCAAAAGUAAAAAGACAGCAGCUCUUCUGGGAACUCCCAAUCCUGUGUACAAUGAAACCUUCAGUUUCAAGGCAGAUCAGACAGAGCUGGAUACAGCAAGCCUGAGUCUAUCUGUGCUCCAGAGUAUCAAAGGAGAAAAAACACUCCUGCUGGGACGAGUAGUAGUUGGGCCUUUCAUGUACACACGUGGCAAAGAACUGGAACACUGGAAUGAGAUGAUCAGCAAGCCCAAGGAGCUGGUUAAACGAUGGCACGCUCUCUGCCACAGCACAUGAACAGCACUGAGAAAAAAACAACAUUAACGUGGAAAAGCUAAAAGCUCUUACUAUCUUUCUCGUCUAAAGGGUACAAAAAUCUUUGCUAAGAUUUUGUAUCUGAAGUAGAAAAGAAUAAAAUAAUUUCCUUGACCAAACACAAAAUAAAAGUUUUGGUCCCUGGUA